AUGGACAAGAAACUUUCCUCUGACUCGAUGAAUGGCGAGAGUUUUGACAAGCGUGUUCGACAACUGCGUGGUCCGAUUGUUAUUGGGCGUGCUCAACAUGGAAUUGUUAAAUGGUUCAGUGUAGCCAAAGGGUAUGGGUUUAUUCGUGUUGAUGGUUCGGAAAAGGACUGCUUUGUUCACGCCUCCGCCAUUCUUCGUACAGUUAAUGUGCCUCUUGCUCUGAUUGAGAAUCAACAGGUGGAGUUUGAUAUAAUUGAGGGACUGAAAGGCCCUGAAGCUGUUUGCGUUUCUGGCCCAGGUGGUGUUCGUGUUGGAAAGACUAUUGGUUAUAUGUAUAAAGGUACUUUCUACCAUACAUAUCCGCGUUUCCGCCAACCACCAAUGUUGCCUGUUCGUUAUCCUGCUGGACAACGCCACAACAACACUGUAGAGCACAAACAAAAUAGCAAUAUGGGGAAGAAGGUGGAUGCUGGUGGCGGUCGUUCAUGA
This is a messenger RNA of Meloidogyne enterolobii, 489 nucleotides long. Lineage: Eukaryota; Metazoa; Nematoda; Chromadorea; Rhabditida; Meloidogynidae. The record is from the annotation of a GenBank genome assembly.